AUGGAAAAUGAGAAUGUAACUUCGUGGACAGAAUUUCAUCUUAUUGGACUUAGUCACCUGAAAUCUCCCACUGUUUUCUUUGUCAUUGUUCUGUUUAUGAGUCUUAUUGCUCUGACGGGAAACUCCCUCCUCCUCUUUCUAAUCCAGAUGGACUCCUCACUUCAUACCCCCAUGUACUUCUUCCUGAGCCAGCUGUCCUGCGUGGAUAUGGGCCAAAUCCUCAUUGUGGUCCCUAAAAUGUCAGUCAUUUUUUUAACUCAAAGAACCACUAUUUCACUGGGAGGCUGCGUAGCACAGAUUUUUUUAACUCUGACCAUGGGGACCUCAGAAUGUUUCCUGUUGACUGUCAUGUCAUACGACAGGUACGUGGCCAUCUGCAGACCCUUGCAGUACCCAAUUCUUAUGAGGAGAACCAUCUGCCUCCUCAUGAGUGUAGGAAUCUGGUCUUCUUCAUCGCUUAUCAUUAUGGUAAUAGCAAUUUAUGUACAAUCUCUACCUUACUGUAGGUCAAACGUAAUUGAUCAUUUUGUCUGUGAAUUCCCAGCCUUGAUGAAAUUAACCUGUGCUGAUACAUCUGGAUUUGAAAAAGUAAUAUACAUUGACAAUGUGUUGAUAAUUCUCUUGCCCAUCUUAGUGAUCAUCUUCUCAUAUAUAGCCAUUCUUGUGCAGAUUUUGAACAUGCACUCAACUGAGGGAAGGCACAAAGCACUGGGCACCUGCGUGUCCCAUUUAUGUGUAGUGAGUAUCUUCUAUGGGGCAAGCAUCCUGACAUACAGUACUCCUGUGUCUUCUUACUCAGCCCGUAAGUCCAUGAUUUAUUCGAUCUGCAUCACAGUUGUUCCUCCAAUGCUUAACCCUUUUAUCUAUAGCUUACGGAACAGAGAUGUUAUAGCAGCUCUACGAAAACUCCUUGUAAGACAUCCAUCCUAUUAAUAAAAGAGCUGAAAUAUU
Molecule: messenger RNA, 951 nt
Organism: Pantherophis guttatus
Lineage: Eukaryota; Metazoa; Chordata; Lepidosauria; Squamata; Colubridae
Product: olfactory receptor 2T2-like
Biological process (GO): G protein-coupled receptor signaling pathway
Cellular component (GO): membrane
Molecular function (GO): olfactory receptor activity; G protein-coupled receptor activity
Source: RefSeq, a predicted model, not a curated record